Molecule: messenger RNA, 446 nt
Organism: Trematomus bernacchii (emerald rockcod)
Lineage: Eukaryota; Metazoa; Chordata; Actinopteri; Perciformes; Nototheniidae
Gene: dpy30
Product: dpy-30 histone methyltransferase complex regulatory subunit
Exons: 5
Coding region: 63-368 (101 amino acids)
Cellular component (GO): Set1C/COMPASS complex
Source: RefSeq, a predicted model, not a curated record
UUACGUAACCAUUGAACAGAAUUUACGUCACCACGUCACUUACGUUCAGAUCCACAACAAACAUGUCGGACGAUCACACAGACGCAGAUCAGUCGAUGGAGGGACACACUCCUGUCUCUGAGAACCCUCACGCAGAGUACGGCCUGACGGAAAACAUCCAGCGGGCGGUGGAGAACGAGAAGGGUCCGGAGAAGAAGCAGAAGGUGGACCUGCAGGCGCUACCGACCAGAGCCUACCUGGACCAGACCGUGGUCCCCAUACUGCUGCAAGGCCUGAGCACGCUGGCCAAAGACAGACCUCCGAACCCCAUCGAGUACCUGGCAGCGUUCCUCCUGAAGAACAAGUCCCAGUUUGAGGAGAGGAACUGAGGACAGGAAGCAGACCCUCAGCUCGUUGAUGAUAGACCUUUGUUGUUUUUUUAUAUAUUAAUAAACAUGUUGAUGUGA